Closterium sp. NIES-65 is the source of this 780-nucleotide messenger RNA. NCBI's taxonomy places the organism in Eukaryota, Viridiplantae, Streptophyta, Zygnematophyceae, Desmidiales, Closteriaceae. The record is from the annotation of a GenBank genome assembly.
AUGUCUAGUCAGCGUCUUGUCCUAGGCCUCCCACGUGUCUUGCCGUCGCUGCCGCCUUCGCUUGCGCCGCCGUGUGGUCCCUGCGUCGAGGGUCGGCUGCGCGCCGCCCCUCACUCCUCCUCCCUUCGUCCGGCCACCGAGCCUUUUGAGACGCUUCACUUGGACGUCUGGGGCCCCGCCCCUCGUCUAGGCCCUGAGCGUGAGCGCUACUUUCUGGUGGUCGUUGACGACUUCUCCCGCUACACCACAGUGUUCCCUCUGGCGAAGAAGUCUGAGGUGACUUCUACGCUGAUCAGGUACGCCGCGCACCAGCUGAACCUCUGGCCACGUGUCUCUCGACCAGAGGUUUCACCGACCACACAAGCAACAGCUGGGAACGCGUGCCAGCAGCUCUUCACCCCUCUUCUCAAAGUCGUCGGAGCUGGCGGUGCAAGGCCCGCGCAAGGCGGAGCGGAGCUCGUCGUUCGUGGCAGUGCGGUCGGCAUCACAUCGCGGCAGCUGCUGCCGGGGCUGCGCGAGGUGCUGCGCGAGGUGCUGCGCGAGAUGCUCACGCACGACAAGGUCCUCGAGAACCUAGCUGCACCCAUCCGCACCAAUGCCAACCGCACUGCCCUGCAGGUCACCCCCAAUGGCUGCCUGGGAGGGACAGGGGGAUGGGGAGUGGGGGAUGGGGGGAGGCUUGGGUGGGGUUGGGUGGAGUGGGGUGGGAGGUUGGAACCGAAACUGUCUGUGCAAACUCGCCUUUGGCUUCUGCCUCCCCUUCCCACGCCCGCCUUCUAA